AUGGCAGCCUCUCCCUCCACGAACUGGUUAAUUACUAUCAGCCCAUUGCUGGCAUUGCUGACGUCGAACCGGUCGAAAAAGCUUAACGAAGUCGGUGGUUGUACUCGUGCGGAGUUGGCGAGCCCCGUCCAUGCCGACACAUUAAUAAUCGGAGUGCAACGACCGGAGCGGAGCGGCGACUACAACCAUGCGGCCAGGGUCAUGCCACUUAUGCAGGUGCGCUUAGUGCUCUUCCGACCCCUAUUCUCUGUUCCGAAGAAAGCUAUGCACCAAGACUGUAUUAUAGGAGAUCCUCGCCUCUACUCUUUAACUACACUCAGGAGCAUCGUCGAUCUUCCUCGGUAG
This is a messenger RNA of Sodiomyces alkalinus F11, 345 nucleotides long. RefSeq lists its product as hypothetical. Lineage: Eukaryota; Fungi; Ascomycota; Sordariomycetes; Glomerellales; Plectosphaerellaceae. Bases 1 to 345 code for a protein of 114 amino acids. The transcript is spliced from 6 exons. The record is from RefSeq and is a predicted model, not a curated record.